Messenger RNA from Aquila chrysaetos chrysaetos, 2676 nucleotides. RefSeq names its product opioid receptor kappa 1 (gene OPRK1). The record is from RefSeq and is a predicted model, not a curated record. Gene Ontology annotation, cellular component: neuron projection; membrane. Lineage: Eukaryota; Metazoa; Chordata; Aves; Accipitriformes; Accipitridae. Gene Ontology annotation, biological process: neuropeptide signaling pathway; G protein-coupled opioid receptor signaling pathway; sensory perception of pain. The transcript is spliced from 4 exons. Gene Ontology annotation, molecular function: dynorphin receptor activity; neuropeptide binding. The coding region runs from base 454 to 1599 and encodes 381 amino acids.
UAAUUUAUCUGCCUCUCGGUGUUUAGACAGAAGUCAUGUGAGCUUCUGAGCUGCAGGGACAGAGACAGCGGAGAACGUGUGCAUCAGUGCAGAGUGCUGCUGGAGCCCUGGCAGAGGGAGAGGGAGGCAGAGGGAGCCUGAGAGGGAAAAGGCGAAGUGGUGGGAGCUGGAACAGCAGCAGCGGCUGCUACCACGUUGCGGCUCAUGCCCUGGAAUCGGCUCAGCUGCCAGCACACCUCUCCGAAGGCGCAGGUGCCUCAGAUUCAAAAGUCCUAGAAGGUCGGUGGUACUUCCAGGAGCCAAGCGGAGCUGCUUUAUUUUUUUUUUUUCUUUUCCUGGAAGAACAUCUGUUUGACGACUCCGCUCCUUUUCCCGUACUGCAAGAGCAUACUCGCCUCCUGCUGUCUGCACUCUCCUCCCUGUCUCCCUCCUGCCCGUGGGGGCUGCGCCCCUAUGGAUGCCCCCGUACAGAUUUUCCGGGAGAAGCUGGACUCUACCUGCUCCCCGGGGCCCUGCCGUCCCCCCAGCACCAGCAGCAGCUGGCUCCUGGGCUGGGCGGACUACGACGGCAAUGCCACCGGGGCCUUCGGGGACGCCCAGCACAACCACACCAGCAUCUCCCCCGCCAUCCCCAUCAUCAUCACUGCUGUCUACUCGGUGGUCUUCGUUGUCGGCUUGGUGGGAAAUUCUCUGGUCAUGUUUGUCAUCAUAAGGUACACAAAGAUGAAGACAGCAACAAACAUCUACAUUUUCAAUCUGGCUAUGGCAGAUGCGCUAGUUACCACAACCAUGCCUUUCCAAAGCACUGAGUACCUGAUGAACUCUUGGCCCUUUGGUGAUGUCCUGUGUAAAAUAGUUAUUUCCAUUGACUAUUAUAACAUGUUUACCAGCAUAUUCACACUGACCAUGAUGAGCGUUGAUCGAUACAUUGCUGUGUGUCACCCUGUGAAGGCUCUGGACUUCCGUACACCUCUCAAGGCAAAGAUAAUCAACAUCUGUAUCUGGCUACUGUCCUCAUCUGUUGGUAUAUCUGCGAUAGUUCUUGGAGGUACCAAAGUCAGGGAAGAUACUGCUAGCACUGAAUGCUCCUUGCAGUUUCCAGACAGAGACUACGUGUGGUGGGACAUCUUCAUGAAAAUCUGUGUCUUUGUCUUUGCAUUUGUUAUUCCAGUUCUCAUUAUAAUUGUUUGCUAUACUCUGAUGAUCCUGCGCCUUAAAAGCGUACGGCUUCUCUCAGGGUCUCGAGAAAAAGAUCGAAACCUGCGCCGCAUCACCAGGUUGGUUCUUGUGGUUGUGGCAGUUUUUGUUAUCUGUUGGACUCCUAUUCACAUCUUUGUGCUGGUUGAAGCGUUAGGGGAUGUGUCCCACAGUACUGCUGCUAUAUCCAGCUAUUACUUCUGUAUUGCUUUGGGUUACACCAACAGCAGCCUCAAUCCAAUCCUUUAUGCUUUUUUGGAUGAAAACUUCAAGAGAUGUUUCAAGGACUUCUGCUUCCCCUUUAAGAUGAGGAUGGACAGGCAGAGCACCAGCAGAGUCAGAAACACCGUGCAAGACCCGGCUUAUAUUGGGGAAGCAGAUGGGACAAACAAACCUGUAUGACUAGUCGUGGAAAUGUCGUCUUACUGUCCUCAAGGGAGAGAAGAAUCCAACGACCUAGGACUGACGCAGAUUACCACUGCGGUUUGAACUAGACUUACCUACACAGAUGUUUCUGGAAUAUUUCAGAAAUUCUAGUAGUUCGAACUAAAGCAAGUUUAUUAUCAACAAACAAGAACCUCCUAAAAGUAAGCUCAAAUGAAAAGGACCUGGCUGAUGGUCAGGUUUUGGCACCAUGUCUGCUGUACUCCAGCAGCUACUAAUACGCACUUUUGGGGAGCCAGGAGAUAGUGUUGUACCAGCUGAUUCUGGAUAAGGAAAGUUCUGGGUUUUCUCUUUACAAUAUGUAAGGUUAUAUUAAGCAACAUUUGGUAGUAACACCGAGUUAUGCCAGAAACUUCUGCCCCAGCACUGAUUGCUUCUGAAUGAUGUAGUUUGACAACUUGAUUUGUCAUACUUUUACAGUGAAGAAUGUUGUUUAGGUUUCUGCAGAAUAAUGCCAGAGCUAUAAUCAAUAUUGUCCUCAACUAAUAUAUCUGUAACAUUUGUCUGUGCUGUGGAAAACCAAUUUAAGCAUGAUCUGCCUACACACCAAAGUGAUUUUAUGAUGUCUAUGUAUGGUAAAGCAUUUUGGCAUUUAAAAAUAUUGGGAUUUAAGGAGAAUUGUUAGUAUAUUUUUAGCACGUGUUUAAUCACCUAUGUGUAAUGUUUUCUAUGUGUGAUUUUCCGAGAUGAUUGUAUAUUUAUUGAUUGUGAAUAAUGUAAUAUGCAUUUCCAGAGUUGAACAAGUGUUCCAGUGUUUUGAACAAGAGGCUAGAAAACUUCAAAUACUUCACUUGUUAGAAAACUGAUGAAAAACAGUGCCACAUUCAUUACAUGGGGGGAGAUAAUUGCAUUCCAUUUUCAGUGAAGGGGACAAAUGGACAUACUUAAAAAUAGUGCUGUACUUGUUUUCCUGGACAAUUUGUAAGCAGACUAAAAUAAAUAUUUGAUGAAUUAGAAACUAGUGCAUUAGCACAUGGACUAACUGGAUUGAUACAAAGGAAAUUAAGAUUAAAUAUACUGGAUGCUUUAAUGGCA